AUGAACGAGGAACAGGAACAGUGCGACUCGUUCAACUCGUGGGAGCUGAACGGCUUAAACUCCUUAGACCUGUGGGACUAUACAGUCGAGUUGGAGUGCCUGCAAGGAACCGAAGAUUUGCAGUUAGCUGCAGAACUUGGCAAAACCCUUUUAGAGAGGAAUAAGGAACUCGAGACAGCACUUCGCCAACAUCAAAAUGUCAUCGAGGAUCAAACACAAGAAAUCGAGUACUUAACAAAACAAACGGUUGCCCUGCGCGAGGUCAACGACUCCAGGUUGCGAAUUUAUGAACAACUAGAAGUGAGCAUUCAAGACUUGGAGCGUGCCAACCACAGACUAGCCGUUGAUCAUGCCGCCGAUAAGAAACACAUUAAAACUUUAUGCUCCAAUAUUGAAACGCUUGAAAGCAAAUGUGAAGAACUUCAAAAGACUGUCGACGACCUAAAUGCUCAACUGGAAGUCUCCAGACGACGAGCGGAACGUCAAACAGAUGUUGAAAAACCAAAAGAAAAAGAGAAAGUUUUGGAGACAUCUCUCGGCACCAAAAAGCCUGACGUAAGCAGUACGCCGGUAAAAGCGGCGGCACCUCUCCCAGAACUGACUCAAGAGGACGAGGACUUACUUAGGCUAAGUGAUGAACUUAGAGAGAACAAAGCUGCCUUUGCGCAAGAACAGAGGAGAGUUACAGAACUUGAAGAACAACUGGCGUCCAUGGUCCAAGAGAACAAUAGGCUACAGGAGCAAUUCAGGAAUUGGCAUCAAAGAGAAGACGAACCGAAGUCUAUGCAUGAAGAAUUUUCUAUCCUUGAAGAAGUCAGACAAGGCCAACUUUGCAUAAGAUGUUUAAGAGGCGUCGAGCGAGGAGACGACAUGUCUUCAAUGCUUGAUGGAGAUGACGACGACAGGAGUGCUAUCAGUUCUUUGAUCCUCCCACCUUCUGGACAACUCAGCCCAAGAGAAGAUCUCGUCACCAACAAACUUGUAAAGUUCGAUACUGCCAAGGAGAAACUACUACAAGGCAUAUGGGCAAACAAAGAAGAUGGCCAUGACAACCCAUACCGAGAAUUGGUACAAAAGUACGAAGCUCUUCUGGAAGUACAAUUGUCACAGGUCAAGAAUAUAAAAAAGAACAAAACCACUUUACCUAUUUUGAAUCCUUCUGGACCUCUGUCACUCCAAGACGAAUUGCAAACCUCUGGAGAUUACAGUCAGUUUAGCAUCAAGGAUACAGAUGAAGAAAGUGGUCACGGCGAAGACGCGCAGAAAGGCAAUAGUCAACCGAAGAAAGUGGAGACAAAUUCAAGAAAGAAAAUAAUACAAACACCAGACUUUUCAGAAGCGGAAACGUCAAGCUCUGGCUUCUCUGAUGAGACCAGUAACAAAGCGACACAAACAGAACGUGAGAGACCCGGUUCAUUUUUGUGCACGAUUGCUGACGGAGAAGACUACCGCUUCAGUAUCUAUGAUGAUGUCAGCCCAAUGGACAGUCGAUUCCGUAACAGACCAGAGUACAGAGAACUGUUCAAAGAAAUCUUUACAAUCCUUAAGAAAGCGGCGGAAAACAAAGACGACGGAGAGCAAUUGCCGCUUCUCGAUGACACAACGGCAGGAAAAGUUCCACCCGUUACUCCUGCAAAUGAGGACCUCCCUGGUAACUUCACUGACGACACCCAAAGUGUUUUGUCGUCUGUCAUGUCUGAACAAUCUAUUCCAAUGUCCGAUAUUACUGUACCAGAAACUCCUACAUUAAAAGAAAAAGAGAAGCCUCUACCGGAAGUUACCAAAAAAGAGGUAAAGACUCAUAAUAAGGAGAACAAACCAGUAGCAGAAAGUAUCACGGAGAAGCCGAAGCCAAGCCAAACUAAAGAAAAAGAACAAAAAGAAAAAGAGAAAACAGAAAAGGAGAAGGAGAAAGAGAAAGAAAAGGAGAAGGAGCGCGUCUUAACACCAUUGGUACGUCAGCCACUGGAAUACAUAGCGGCCACUAGAAAGAAGUCCAGACAUCGCAAUCGAAAACACAGCCAAGAUCGACAGGGAGCAGAUUCUCCUGUAUUCCCAUCUCCACCCAAAAUUACGUAUCAGAAACCAUCCCACAAGAAAAGGCGGGAUUACCGACCAAUCGAAGUGAGUCCUCUCACAAGACCUUCAGAGAACGAGUGGAACGGCUCCACGAUGCUUUUCUACAACAGAAACCUAAUUAAUUCACCGACACCCAGCGCGAGCGGACGAACGGGUAAAAUCUAUCAAGGAUAUAACUCAGAAACUGACUCGUGGGACAUCAAGCAGAGCACUGCGUCACAGGAAAUUCACAAGCUAAGGAAACUAGAACUUUCCUAUGCUGAAGUAUUGCGAAACGCCGACAAAACUAAACCGAGGCGCAAAAAGCAUCAGUAA
This is a messenger RNA of Arctia plantaginis, 2394 nucleotides long. The record is from the annotation of a GenBank genome assembly. NCBI's taxonomy places the organism in Eukaryota, Metazoa, Arthropoda, Insecta, Lepidoptera, Erebidae.